AUGGUACAGUUUUCAUCAACAGUCCACUUUGAUCAGUCAGAGCCGCUCGUGUUCUACUACGAACAAUACCAGUACAACUACCAAGAACCAAACGAUACACUAAAAAAAUUAAAAGCAGAGGCGAAAAAGGCCGGAAAAGUAAAUACAGAGUAUUUGGACCAGGAAAUUCUGGAAGAAUUGAAGUUUGAAGGUGAAGAUUGGGAAUCUAAAGUAAAUUAUGAAGAAAUAGGAGAUAAGAGAGAGGAUUCCGCAAAAAAACAGUACAGUAGAGAGGAGGAUGCCAAGAACAAUAAUACCAAUUGUAAUAAUUAUGACAGUAACGGCGGCAAUAACAGUAGUAGUGUUGUCAAUGAUGUUGAUGCCGGAGUACGCGAGAAAGAAGGGAAAAGUAAGCUAGAAAAUAUGGAAACGAAGAACUCGGAAGAUAAAAUCAGCAAUGCGACGUAUUUCUACAGAAUACUGCACCAUCUGAUAGAUGUGACGAGCGACGGAACGAGGUUUAGGUGCCGAAAGAGGUCACCGGAGGCGUGCGACUCCUGUAAAAUAGUGGAAAGACUAAUAUUCACGUACUUUGAUACGACAACACUAGAGGAUAUAGGAGCGGAGAGAGUAGCCAGAGGGAAAUGCUCGCACAUAUACUGCCAGAAUCAAAUAAGCAAGAGCGGGUGUAAGUCGAAGUAUAAAAUAGACGUUAUAUCGAAAAACAUAUACAACAGAGAAGAAUAUGAGUCGUUCUGCUCAGUCAAGUGCCUAGAAGAAAAUAAGAAAGUGCACGCAAAAAUGGCAACGUCACCAGUGGAAACAGGAUCGUUCACACCAAGAGCAAUGAGAUGCGCAGACAACGAAACGCUUAAAAAGUUACACGAUAACGUAUUCACACUGCCAGAAUGCUCAUCAGAAGGAAAAAUGGAUAUAGAUUGCGAGAAUAUAGUAAAAAUGGAACAAGUGAAGGUAGAUAUGAGUGAAAUAAGCGGUGUGGAUAAUGUGUCAGAAAAGAAAGGAAGAUAUGAUACAUUUGAAAUAUACGAAGACUUUGAGUCAUUUGAUAGCCUGUCAGAUUCGUCAAUGUCAGAAGUAAACGUUAAGUUUGAUAAGGAAACAAAGAACCUGAGAUCAAUAUAUAAAUCAGCAGAAGGAAAAGGAAAUAAUGAAGAUAAAAUAAGUAAUAAAGAAAAGGAAGAAGGCGGAAAGGUAGUAGGAACAAGAGGGUACAUAGAGCAAGACAGCUUGGGAAUGUUCUCAGUACUAUGGUACGUGUUGAGUAACCUCAUAACAAAAAGAACGAGAGAGUUAAUUAACUCAGGAAUACCACAGCAAGAACACUACAACGAGCAAUUUGAACAACUGUACGACUGCUGCAUCAGAGAUUUGCCAACGAUGAUGACGUCGACACUGAAGCAGCACGUGCAACACAUACUGUCGACAUUUAAUCCAGUCAAGAAUGACAUGCUCAAUAAUAAGAUUCUGGAGCCGUUAUCGCAAGUCAUCAUAUACGCCCUCUUGGUAAACCGGCACCACCUGCCGCUUAACUACAGCCACCACGGAGCUAAAGAAGGAAGCACCGAGUGUCAAACUGACGAAAUGGAAGGAGGGGUGGAGGAAAGCAGCCCUGAGGAGGCGCAAAGGACGAAAGGCACGUACCACUACGACAGAUACAGGGAGGAGAUUGGGAACGUGGACUGCCACGUGUUCAAGGAAAAAAUAGAGAAGACGCUCGGACACAAGUAUAAGCUGGACCAGGACUCAAUAGAAAUACUCCUAGAGCUGUUUAUACAGCUUUAA
Theileria orientalis strain Shintoku is the source of this 1782-nucleotide messenger RNA. RefSeq lists its product as hypothetical. The coding region runs from base 1 to 1782 and encodes 593 amino acids. The transcript is spliced from 5 exons. NCBI's taxonomy places the organism in Eukaryota, Apicomplexa, Aconoidasida, Piroplasmida, Theileriidae. The record is from RefSeq and is a predicted model, not a curated record.